AUGUUUGCCAGACCUGGUGAUCCUCGAUCACUCCUUCGAAGCGACACCCAUGCAGAGUGGUGGGGCGCUCAAGGAGUUUUCAACCAGCCGCGCUCUCGUGCUGGACCGCUACCGUCGGCUUCCAUUCAAGACUUCUCCAAGGUCUACGAAGAGCUGAGCGCGCGUGACGAAGAGAAGAAGAAGAAGAAGGGUCGUCGCCUGGCGAAGCCAUCUCCACACAAUGCGUUUAGCUCGCGCUCUGGCAGUUCCGAGAGAGGCUUCGAGGAUAAGACCUGGACUGUCGAGCCAGCCAUCCACGGUAAUGGAGGUCUUGUCAAUGCCGUUCGUCAAGUAUCACAAGACGAUGAUACCAUGAACGAGCACGAUCAGCCCAUGGAUGUGACCUGGAUAGGCACUUUGGGUAUGCCGACCGACGCCUUACCCGAGAGCACCAAGGAGGAAGUUCAUGAUAGGCUCCUCAAUGAAUUCCAGUCAGAGGUUGUAUACUGCUCUGACAAGGACCUCGAUGGUCACUACGCCCACUACUGCAAGACCAUUCUCUGGCCCAUCUUCCACUACCAGGUUCCCGACCACCCGAAAAGCAAAGCGUACGCCGACCACAGCUGGGAGUUCUACCGAAACGUCAAUCGAGCAUUCGCAGACAAGGUGAUCGCUAGCUACAAGCGAGGCGACACCAUCUGGAUUCACGAUUACCACCUCCUCCUCGUCCCUGGCAUGGUGCGUGAGAAGCUGUCAGACGCGAAAAUUGGCUUCUUCCUGCACACGGCAUUUCCAUCAUCAGAAGUGUUCAGAUGCUUGUCGACCAGAAAGGAACUUCUGGAUGGCAUGCUCGGCGCAAAUCUCAUCGGCUUUCAGACCGAAGAGUAUGCGUCGCACUUCCUCCAGACUUGCUCUCGCCUGCUUGCUGUCGAGACCACGUCGGAGGGGGUGCAACUCGACGACCACUUCGUCAACGUCGUCAGCCAGCCUAUCGGCAUCAACCCACCAAUGUUUGAGCAGAUGCUGCAAGAGGACGAAGUCCAGGAAUGGAUCACUACCAUCCUGGAGAAGUACAAGGGCAAGAAGCUCAUCGUUGCUCGAGAUCGCCUCGACCACGUUCAUGGAGUGCGUCAGAAGCUGCUCGCUUACGAGCUUUUCCUCAACAAAUAUCCCGAGUGGCGCGAAGACGUGGUCCUCAUUCAAGUCGCCACCUCUACCAACGAGCAGUCGGAGCUUCUCACCACAGUCUCAGACAUUCAGAACAGAAUAGAUUCUGUUCACUCCACCCUUGCUCAUCAGCCCUUGGUCUUCCUGAAGCAGGACAUAGCAUUUGCUCAGUAUGUGGCGCUGCUGACAGUAGCUGAUGCUUUGAUGAUCUCUGCCUUGCGUGACGGCAUGAACUUGACGGCCCACGAGUUUAUCUAUUGCCAGGACGGCAGAAGUGGUAUUAAGAAGUACGGCCCUCUGAUCCUGAGCGAGUUCACCGGCAGCGCGGCGGCUCUUGGCCACGAUUUCCUCUCUAUCAACCCUUGGGACUUUUCUGGUAUGGCGGAAGCAAUCAAGCAAGCACUGGAGAUGGACGAGGGGAAGAAGAAAGCGCAGUGGGAGCGCCUCCACCACACUGUAAUGACACAGACUGGCGCACACUGGCAACGUCAGCUCAGUAAAGAGCUUGACCGCGUAUACGAAGAGCACCAUCAACGUGCAUCGGCAUCAGUGCCACGAUUGAACGUCUCGCAGCUUGCUGAGCAGUACAAGAUUUCCGAAAGCAGGCUUUUCAUCAUCGACUACGAGGGUACUCUGGCUCCUCACAAGACCCACUAUGGUAUCCCACUUGGAUCUCCAGCUCGUCUCGUGGAGACACUCAAUAACCUUAUGACCGACCCCAAGAACGUCGUUUAUGUUAUGUCAGGACACAAGCCAGAGGAGCUGGAAAAUCACUUCCGGACUCUGCCCAAGGCUGGUCUGAUCGCAGAGAAUGGAUGCUUCGUGCGUGAGUUCGGUGCUCAGAACAUGGAGUGGACUCCCUUCACAGAUCUCGACAAGGUGGCCGAAUGGAAGGAGCAGACCAAGAAUAUUCUUCAAUAUUACUCUGACCGGCUUGAGGGCUCAUAUCUCGAGGAGCGCCACUGCAGCUUGCUCUUCCGAUACGAGAAGUGCGCAGACCAGGAAUCUGCGCUUCGCUUUGCGGGAGAGUGCGCAGACCAGAUCAAUGGUGCUUGCAAGUCCAUGAAGAUCCACGCAGUGCCAAUUAAGAACGCUGUCCUCAUUGAGCAAGAGGACUUCAGCAAAGGCACCGCUGCGACCCAUGUCUACGACACCAUUUGCGAGCGCACCAAGGGACUCUCAAGACCUGACUUCAUGAUGGUUGCUGGAGACGAUCGUGAAGACGAAGUGAUCUUCAAGUGGGCCAACGAUCUAGGGAAGGAGGGCAAGUUGAAGAAUGUCUUUACCAUCACUGUUGGGAGGCGCAACACUGUCGCCCAGGCCACAUUGACCCAAGGAUCGACCGGCCUGCUGACUGUUCUGGGCAAACUCGCCAAGAUCUCAGCAGAGUCGCUCCCACCAGACUACUUCAAUCUGCCGAGAAACAAGACAUUCCCAUCAUAGUGGAGUUCGGGUUUGAUGGCGAAUUCAACCAAGAUCCGGCCCCGCUGGUGAAGGCUCCGAACAUGCCAAGGAAAGAGAUCGUGCCUGCAUCUGCAUCGAGACCUCAGCUGCGGGACAGCUCGUCAAGAGGGACACAGAUGAGUACACCCAGCUACUGCUUGAUUGCAUUGCAAUAUCAUAGCAAGCGAGAGAUACCCAGAAUUCUGCAGCAUAGCUUGCGUUGCUUCAUGGCAUGGCGUAAGGACAUAGACAGAUAACGAUGGUAUCAGUUAUGGAUGUUGCAGAGCAUUUGCAGCAAUGCCGUUACGAGUACG
Molecule: messenger RNA, 2903 nt
Organism: Pseudocercospora fijiensis CIRAD86
Lineage: Eukaryota; Fungi; Ascomycota; Dothideomycetes; Mycosphaerellales; Mycosphaerellaceae
Product: glycosyltransferase family 20 protein
Exons: 1
Coding region: 1-2589 (862 amino acids)
Biological process (GO): trehalose biosynthetic process
Cellular component (GO): alpha,alpha-trehalose-phosphate synthase complex (UDP-forming); cytosol
Molecular function (GO): catalytic activity
Source: RefSeq, a predicted model, not a curated record